This is a messenger RNA of Symbiodinium sp. CCMP2456, 321 nucleotides long. The record is from the annotation of a GenBank genome assembly. NCBI's taxonomy places the organism in Eukaryota, Dinophyceae, Suessiales, Symbiodiniaceae.
AUGCGUGAUGCACCUGGCUUCUACCGCUCGAGCGGGUGUCUUGCCAAGGGGGCCGCAGCGUUUCAUGGGGACCAGGAUUCUUGCGCCACUCAGGCUGGAGAUAAUACAGACCAAGGGGCGUCUUGCAGAACGCUUUCUUCAUUGAUUGUCCUAGCACAUGGAGAGGAGCCCAUGCGCACGUUCGAUUGCGAUGUGGACAUCGGGGACAGGGAGUCAAUGAAGGACAAUCCGGACGCCCUCGGGGAGAACUGCAUGGGGCGCGGUUUGCCACAGAAUCUCUCAUGGUCCGGCGAGAGCCGCGCGGACUGCGUUGCCGACUAG